Messenger RNA from Iphiclides podalirius (scarce swallowtail), 939 nucleotides. Lineage: Eukaryota; Metazoa; Arthropoda; Insecta; Lepidoptera; Papilionidae. The record is from the annotation of a GenBank genome assembly.
AUGCCAGUCAAAGAAGAAGUAAAGACAAAGGACCUCAGCCCCUUGGCCAUCGACGAGAAGGUACCUAUUGAUAAAUCUCAGAAGGAUAAGUCACCAAGUCCUGUUGAAGCCAAAGAAAAGGAGGUUUCCACUGAAAAGGUAGAAGAGAAACUAACGCCACUGUCUAGUGAAAAAGAUAUUUCAAUCGCAGAUGAAGUAAAGGACAAGAUACCAAGUGCCUUGACUGCUGAGGAAAAAGCGGCUCUUGACAAGAUACCACAGGAAAAAUCACCAAGUCCUGUUGAGGCUCUAGAUAAAGAUCUUCCCAUGGAAAAGAAGGAAGAGAAGCCAACGACAAUUCCUAGCGAGGAGAUGCCAGUCAAAGAAGAAGUAAAGACAAAGGACCUCAGCCCCUUGGCCAUCGACGAGAAGGUACCUAUUGAUAAAUCUCAGAAGGAUAAGUCACCAAGUCCUGUUGAGGCCAAAGAAAAGGAGGUUCCCACUGAAGAAGAUGAAGUAAAGGACAAGACACCAAGUGCCUUGACUGCUGAGGAAAAAGCACCCGUUGACAAGAUACCAAAGGAAAAGUCACCAAGUCCUAUUGAGGCUCUAGAUAAAGAUCUUCCCAUAGAAAAGAAGGAAGAGAAGCCAACGACAAUUCCUAGCGAGGAGGUGCCAGUCAAAGAAGAAGUAAAGACAAAGGACCUCAGCCUCUUGGCCUCCGACAAGAAAGUACCUAUUGAUAAACCUCAGAAGGAUAAGUCACCAAGUCCUGUUGAGGCCAAAGAAAAGGAGGUUCCCACUGAAAAGGUGGAAGAGAAACCAACGACAAAACCUAGUGAAAAAGAUAUUUCAUUCGCAGAUGAAAUGAAGGACAAGACCCCAAGUGCCUUGACUGCGAGGAAAAAGUACCCCUUGACAAGAUACCAAAGGAAAAGUCACCGAGUCCUGUUGAGGCUG